AUGAAGCUAGAAGAGUCUCAUUCAUUUCCCUAUGAUAAAGCUGUAAGUUCUUACUUCUUCACUGCUUUUCUCGCCCGUCGCAAUUUUGUCAGCCAGCUAGGCGAUGGUUGGAUGCUUAUCGCUGUAGUAGAACCCGUUGUAAGGGGAUUCCUCCGGAUGGGAGGAACACAACAGAGGUUGACCACCGACGUCUACGCAGAACUUCGCGCGCUGGAUCUCCAGCUGCCGAAACACACCAGUUCAUCCCAAUCAACCCGUUGUAUUCCGACGAAACCUACAAGGAUACCGCCUUAUGGAGCAACGACCGGAUGCCUGUGGAGUUGGGCCAAUCCACGUGAACCAUAUACCGAUGCUACCAAUGAGAUUCACGCUGUCAAUGGGAUUUACAAUGUCGAUACGGUCUCUGUUGAUAAUGUUUAUUUUCUUAUAACCUCUAUUGCUAAACUGAAUAGCACUGGACUACUGCUCGGGAGAGCUCCCUUGCCUUAG
This is a messenger RNA of Venustampulla echinocandica, 489 nucleotides long. RefSeq lists its product as uncharacterized. The record is from RefSeq and is a predicted model, not a curated record. NCBI's taxonomy places the organism in Eukaryota, Fungi, Ascomycota, Leotiomycetes, Helotiales, Pleuroascaceae. Bases 1 to 489 code for a protein of 162 amino acids. The transcript has a single exon.